CCAUUGUUAUGAACUCUUUUUUAUUCAUUAAACACGUUGGUACGCUCUUUUAUUGGUCCGUCUGGAAACACAACCUCAAAGACAGUAGUUCCGCAUUGAAUGCAGGAUGUUGUGGUGCAGACCAGACAGGUCAGAUAAGCUUGUUGGCGAGUUUCUUGGCACUGGAUCCAUAGUCAGAUCCAAAAUGAUAAAAAACUGGGGUGUUAUUGGUGGGAUAGCUGCUGCGAUUGCAGCUGGAGUAUAUGUUCUGUGGGGCCCAAUUACAGAGCGAAAGAAGAAAAAGAAAGGUAUGGUUCCAGGUCUCUUGAACUUAGGAAACACCUGCUUCCUGAAUUCUUUGCUUCAGGGUUUGGCAGCAUGUCCAUCCUUCAUCAGGUGGCUGGAAAAGUUUUCAGGGUCACCUUCAAUUCAGUCUUGCAAAGACAACCAGCUAUCCAUGACUUUGCUCCAGCUUCUCAAAGCCCUGUCCAGUGAGGAGCCUGGGGAGGAGGACGUACUUGAUGCUGGAUGCCUGCUGGAUGUUCUCAGACUGUACCGGUGGCACAUCAGUUCCUUCGAAGAGCAGGAUGCCCAUGAGCUUUUUCAUGUCCUCACUUCUUCUUUGGAGGAGGAGCGGGAUCGUCAGCCCAAAGUCACUCAUUUGUUUGACAUGCAGUCUCUUGAGAGUCUACCUGAACAAGAGGAAAAAACCAUGAGGUGCAGAAUUCGAGCUCCUCUUCAUCCAAUACCAAGUCCUUGGAAGUUUCAGCAUCUUCAUGGUCGUUUAACAAGCAACAUGUCAUGCAAGCGUUGUGAACAGCAAAGUCCAGUGCGGUAUGAUUCAUUUGAAAGCCUCUCCUUGUCUAUCCCUUUACCUCAUUGGGGUCGACCAGUUUCUUUAGAUCAGUGUCUUCAACAUUUCAUCUCCUCAGAAACCAUUAAAGAAGUGGAGUGUGAAAACUGCACUAAGCUUCAACAAGGGACCAUAGUAAAUAAGCAGGUUCUGGAAAGCCAGAGGACAACAUUUGUUAAACAGCUUAAACUAGGAAAGCUCCCUCAGUGCCUCUGCAUCCACUUACAAAGACUAACAUGGUCCAGUGAAGGCACCCCCAUCAAGAGACAGGAGCAUGUGCAGUUCACAGAGUACCUGUCGAUGGAUCGCUACAAACACAGCGCUGCCACACAGAGGGGCCAGCGGCUCAAAUGCACCCCAAAGCUCAUAACAGCAGAAAGUUCCCAUGAUGGCACAGAAAAGCCCACUGCCAACGGCACCGAUACAGAGCAUCAUAAUAACAACAAACCUUUUACUAAUGGGAACUGUUCAUCUGUGUUUCUUCACUCGGCUGGUGUGAGUCCACAGCUCAGUCUCACAUGUGACUACAGUUCCACAGAGUACCUUUUCCAGCUCACAGCUGUUUUAGUUCACCAUGGUGACAUGCACUCAGGACAUUUCAUCACAUACCGCCGCAGCCCUUCCUCUCCUCGCAGUUCUUCACCUUUUGGCUCCCAGUGGCUUUGGGUUUCAGAUGACUCGGUGCGUAAAGCCAGUCUGCACGAGGUACUGUCUUCCAACGCUUAUAUGCUUUUCUAUGAGAGAGUCCGAAGACUAAACCUCGCCUUGCGGUCAGAGGAGUAACCAGAAGCCCAUGACCUAAAUAUACAGACUGUUCUACCUUUUCAGUCCAACUGUUCCAGCGGCAUGUGCCAGUGAAAACAAGGUUACCAUCAGGUGAACUAUGGUUUUGAAACCAUGAGACCAGAGAGCAAAGCCAUCAUAGAGGCAGUUGUGGUAAAGAGAAUUGUAUCAUGGAUCUUGGCCACAUGUCAAAACGUGUUGUAUGAUCUGAUCUUAAAUCUAUGAGUCGACACUUUGCCUGUCGCCCUGAUCCAGAGUAGGAUGCACCUAAUCCCAAAGAUUAUGGACCAUGCAGGAUUAUUCAGACCAUUUGUACAUGGAAACUACUUUUCCUUUUGUACAUGUGUCAGUUUCUGUCAUGCAACAUUAUGGCUUUAUGGAACAAACACCUGAUAAUAUAGUGCUUUCCAAUGUAAAAGCCCUGCAGUACAAUGAAGCUUAUUAUCUUACAUUUGUGUAGAGGCUUCACACACGUACUCAUCUGUGGCACCUUCUGGGCCUGUAGUCUGUGAUGUUGUUCAAUUGGAAUGCAGUAUACUUUUAAAGUGUUGCUGUUAUUUUGUCUAUUGCCUGUACAUUAGACAGAGGUAGCUGAAUAGAACUUCUCAGAGAUGUUAUGUAGUAUUUAUUACAUAUUAUGUAAAUUCAGAUGGGAAAUGUGCUCCUCAACUCUGGUUCUCCAAUGCCAAAUUAAAUCUAAUUUGCCUCAU
Sphaeramia orbicularis (orbiculate cardinalfish) is the source of this 2325-nucleotide messenger RNA. RefSeq names its product ubiquitin specific peptidase 30 (gene usp30). The record is from RefSeq and is a predicted model, not a curated record. Lineage: Eukaryota; Metazoa; Chordata; Actinopteri; Kurtiformes; Apogonidae. Gene Ontology annotation, molecular function: cysteine-type deubiquitinase activity. Gene Ontology annotation, biological process: protein deubiquitination. Gene Ontology annotation, cellular component: nucleus; cytosol.